AUGCCUUCCAGCGUCGCGCCUCCUUACUCGGACGCCUCCAUGACAUCGACUGUCUCAGGCCUCUCCUCUGCCUUGACGCGCACAUCUACCGCAUCGAUACAAGAGUGGACCUGCCCGUGCCUCAAUGUGCGACUUUCAUUAGCAGCAGAGUCUACACGGUCGUUUCGAGCGAGCAAUGGCAAGCCCUGGCUUGCUGAGCUCGCUUCAGACGAUGCCAUUCAUGUCAAGGUCCCUGAUCUCAUAUCUCGCGAAACCGUCAGUCUGGCACACCACACAAGCUUCGCCUGCGCCAAGUGCUUGAACUGCGAUACUUUUAUUUAUGCCGUCAACAAGCCUGCACCUCCAGGCCCAGCACGCUCGCUAGGCUUCAACACCUCGUCUGCCAGUUCGGGAGGUUCGGCAUCAGACGCUGCAAGCCCUUCGGCCGCAAGACAACUCCGCUCGCCCUCUCGAGAUUCGGCACCAACGAUCGACCGUCUCAACCCGCGCAAGAACGAGUCGCCAGUACGACCGAUCGACCGCAAGGUUUGGAUCCUGCCCGAUGCUCUGAGUCCAGAACAAGCUUCCAAUGCUGCCAAAAGCAAAGCUCUCUCUCCGGCUUUCGAGAUCUUGAUAGCUGGGUCCCACGCCUCUCUCUUCGAUAACGCGCCUCAAUCUUCCUCGCAUGCUCCUGCACUUGACACCGCCCGUGAGGCCACACCCACUCGACCGUCUGCUGGCCUCCACAAUCGGACUUCGAGCUACGGCUCAACCGCAAGCGCCGUUGCAUACUCUCUGCCAGCCGUCCCUCAGCAUCUCGUUUCGUCGCCUCCAGCUUCCCCUCGCGUCGGAACUCCCUCGACGAACGCUCCUAUUUCCCCCGGCGCAGUAUCUUCUCCAGCACCUUCUCCGCUGGGAUCGAACUCUGUCUCAGCUCCUUCCGCUAAUCCGCUAGCGGUCCACCUCGACUCGAUUGCCAUUGAACGUCUCAAAGAUAUGCGGUCCAAGGCGGAAGCAGAGGUGUUUGAACUCGUCCGACAAAAGCGUCGCGAGAUGGAGCUGCUCGAAAAACGUCUCAGAGAAGAGGCAGAGUCGCUCCUUGCCGUGACAAAAGCAUCCAAACAGAGCAAGAGCAAAGGCAGCAACAGCGCUUCGACUGCAGCUUUGAUCGAAAGAGCCCUUCUCGAACAGAACCAGCAGCAGUCGCACCCUCUCGGCGAGUCUGGGCGAGUCAACAUUGGCGAUGACGCAAAGCAGAGUACGACCCCGACCCAAUCCAAUGCAGCUGCAGUCACGUACGCUCGGACGAGCCGGCCGUCUGCACCACGCGAUGCCGGCGCUGUCCAAGCCAGCGUCUCGGACAACGGCCGUCGCGACAGUCUCCAUGACGAGUAUUCAGAUCUCCCGCCUUCGGCGUUCGAAAGACGACCUACCUACACGAAUCCCACCAAUGGCACCGCUUCCUCGCACAAUGCCGGCGCACAAACCGCGGUAGCCUCUUCUCUGGGCGGCCUCAGUGCGUCCUUUGCCAUGCGCGGUCGCGAUCUACCAGCUCAGAUGCAGGACUGGGCAGAGAAGAGGCGUCUACGAGAGCGUUAUCCGCAAGGCGACCACUCUGCACUGCCGUCCGCUGCCAACUCCACUGUCAACUCGGCUGCCGGCUCCAUCGUCGACUCGGAGGAAGACACGUGGACGGCCCAGAAUGGAGCGAGCCUUGCUCCUGGUCGACGCAGGACCAGGGAGAGCAGCGCCAACACUGAAGACGACGGUGAAAUGGACCAGAGAGGCCGAGGUCGCCAGCCCUCGCGUCAGCGUGGCGGUUCUUCGUCCCGAGAACCCCGAGAGCCUCGCCACGCUCGUGAUGAGCAGCAAUCGCAGCAACCCCCAGUCACCACAAGCGGCGCCGGUCAAGCACGGCUAUCUGAGGCUCGUCAAGAUUCAGGGCGUGGCCGGACUGGACGAUCUUCUGCCGGCCUGUUCAAUCCGCCGCCUGCAAUGUCUUCGUCUCUGCUCACCAAACGGCCCGCGUUGGCUUUCGUCGACGAUGGCCGUGACGCAGAUGAGAACACGCCAUCUGUAGGGGGCAAGCUCAUUUCGCCUCAAACGGUUGCAGAACCUUCGGCUCAGGUCACACUUCGUCCCCGGGGUCCGCCUCCUUCUACCGCCGAGCCGCUCAAGCCUGCAACUCGCAGUACCGCCAAUGCUGCCAAUGUCGACGAUGACCGUCGCGCACGCCCUACUGGUCCGGGCGCUUUAUCUGAUCCCGCUGCGACCAGCAGCACCCGCGGUCAAGACAGCCCUAAGUCACACAAGGCGGCCGAGAAGAAAGUCGCCUUUGCAGAGACCGAAGACCGCGUCGACCAUGAAGUCAUUUCGGACGAAUAUGACGACGACGGUGACAACGAUGAAGAAGAGAGUCAAAGUGUCACUCUGCAGCAAUCGAGCGUUGCUUCCGUUGCAAAUCGUGCUCGCGAGGCCAAGGCGCCCCUGGUGGACGAGUCCGCCGACGCGGUGUUCGAGAUUGACGAAGAGACAGAAGAAGCCGAUGCGGACGACAACAGUCAGGUGGAAGAGCCGCAGCUGUCUCCGGAAGACGAUGAUCGACACAAGGUCGAAAUGUCCCAGACCGGUCUCCGUACAGGGGCAUCCGGACGACCGCGGGGCCAGGCAGACGACCAGCUGCCCGGCUUCGAGGACGAAGCCGUCGAUCACUCGUACAGCCGACGUGGACCUGGUUCCGGUUCCCUUUCCGAUGACUUUCGUUCUUCAUCAUCGGACGACGAUGAGGACGCAGUUCCGCCCGGCUUUGGCGCCGCCUCGUUCAGUGCCCUCGCAGCCAGUCAGAGCGCCAUGCACACGCUGGCCUCUUCGUUGGCUCGAGCCCAUGCCGACGACUCAGGCUUUGACCCUGCUUCGCUUCGCAUGGAUGGCCGUGUCGUUGUCCCUCCUCCCUCGGUGUCGAACCGAGACCUCGAGGCGGACUCGGAGCCAUUCAUUGUUGGCUCUCUUCGCAGCUCGUCUCGUCGAAUGAGCGUGCAGCUUCAGCCUAACACUUUGUCGUCGAGUCGUCAAGGUGUUGACGCGGCUGAUGGUGUGCAAGGCCAAGCUCCUGGCAGUGUUUCGAGCAGCGGACGUCAUCCGCGAUCCUCAUCUCGGACUCGCAUCAGCAACAUGUCGAAGGAGGAUGCCGACACUGAGGUGCGACUCUCGGGUCUGCUUGCUCCUAACGCACCCUCGCACCGCUCGCUGUGGUCGCCAAAAGAGGCCAAGGCUCGACGCGCCGGCAAGCACAAGUACAAGCUCAACGACGAAGACAAUCUCAAGUGGGAUCUCUGGAAGCGCAAGGUAGGCUCUGGUGAUGCGGCCGACCCGAAAAGACCCGCCGAGGCUGCUUCCCAGGCUUCGGAACGCUCGACACCGAUGGCCGUUGCGCCGCCCACGCAGUUCAUUGCUGCGGGCAGCGGGAUCGGACCGCGACCUCUGCGAGAAGCCACUAUGAUCGAUCCCGACUAUUCCAAUUCUAUCACCGCCUUUUCCGCCUUUGACCGCCAUUUGCAAGCACGAGCAGCUGCAACUGUUGACGAUUCAGCUCCGGCCACUGUCUCAGGCGGCCUCGCGAUUGGCAAAAAGACCUGGGGCUACGGAUCGUUCAAAGACGACACUAGCGGAUUUGAAACGGAGCCCAAGACGUCGCUUCCGUACAAGGAGAAGAUGAUGGUUCCUUCGCUGCGCAAGGCACUACGACGCAGCAUCUUUGAACCCGAACCACACGCCAAGCUCGAGACUAUACCUGAUGCGGACGAUGCCGCUACCAGUGUGAGCGCCGGCAAAUCGACUGCUCAACCGAACGCCAUUGCUCAGCCAAUUGCACGCACAGGUGUUGCCAGUGGCGGUGCGGGAGCAGAGCACAAAGGAGCUCUUCCGUCCAGUGUCAUCACUCGAGGGUUCCAAAUGCCAGGUGCUGCGGGUGUUGCGAGCGCCGCGUCCGGAAUUACGACUGCCAAGUCCGUUCCAGUGCCUUCGGCAUCGCUGCCUGCAGCGGCGCGGGUGCAGACUGGCCUUGGUAUCCCCUCCGUCGCCACUUCGGGCAAGUCGACGGUGGUGACCGGCGAACAUGUUACGCGGGACGCUGCAGUGGGACCGUCGCUUCCCGGUUCUGGCGCGGCAACACCCACCAGCUUUGGUCGACGAUCUCCGCGACCACCGUACGUCGCGCCUCCACCGCCCACCUCUGCCACGACGGUGCUCGAAAGCAAUCCGGCGCAGCACCCUCGCCCGCUCUCGCUCUUCCAGGUCGCUGCCGACACCAGCUUCCGUCUGCACGAAGAAGGGGAGGAGGAGGAGACCGACGAAGGCUGGGCCAAGGUGCUCAAGUUUAUGCACGUUGUCGAGCAGCUCAAGACGAACAAGCGCACAGGUUGGUUGCAUCAUCGCGUGCCGGGGCCGGAGUCGAUUGCGGACCACAUGUACCGCAUGGCGAUGCUGUCGCUGCUGUGUCCUGCCGAGUCGGACGUCGAUCUGGGCAAGUGUGUCCAGCUGGCUGUUGUGCACGAUCUGGCCGAAGCCGAGGUGGGCGACCUGACGCCGUUGGAUGGAGUGGAUAAGCACGAGAAGAUGCGCAGGGAGAAGGAGGCGAUCCAGUACUUUGUGCACGACCUGCUGGGGUCGUCGGCUGCCGGAUUGCGGAUCGAGGCGCUGUGGGAGGAGUACGAGGCGAGGAAGACCAAGGAGAGCAAGCUGGUCAAGGAUCUGGAUCGGUUCGAGUUGGGGUUGCAGGCGAUCGAGUAUGAACAGAGGCGUGUUUUACGACGUCGAAAAGAUGAGGAGGCGUCAGUCGCGGGAGAGAUCUCAAUCAAGCAGACUGUUGGGAAACGUGGGUGA
Messenger RNA from Pseudozyma hubeiensis SY62, 4860 nucleotides. RefSeq lists its product as hypothetical. The transcript has 2 exons. Gene Ontology annotation, molecular function: 5'-deoxynucleotidase activity. Bases 1 to 4860 code for a protein of 1619 amino acids. Gene Ontology annotation, cellular component: cytoplasm. The record is from RefSeq and is a predicted model, not a curated record. Lineage: Eukaryota; Fungi; Basidiomycota; Ustilaginomycetes; Ustilaginales; Ustilaginaceae.